AUGAAUCAAUUUACCCUCCAAUCGUGGUUGGAAUCGUUCGGUUGUAGUAAUUUCUACAAUCAUUUUAAAACACGCGGUUAUGACAAUCUCCAAAAAUGUUGCAAUAUUGGAAAUGAUGAUCUCAACGUGAUGGGGAUCCAGCAAAGAUCAGCUAGGAUUGCAAUCAUAGCGGCCUCGUGUCGAUUACAUCAGCAGCUAUCGCAAGGAAUAACCAAUCAGCCACCGAUGGCAAAGGCAGAGAGUGAUGAUGAUUUCGUCGAUACCAGUCGAAAUCGUUAUGGCCAGACCGCAAAUGAUGGCUACUAUUACGAGAUUGAAAAUGAAGAAGACACUCAAGAUAGUUCAUUUCCUUCUUCGCCAACGCGAUUUCAUCCACACCGUCAUUCAGAUCAUCCAUCGGCUAAUCCAACUGAUUCAACUGCGGCAAGAUUUCGAGCUACUAGCUUUACUGCUGCUGUGGAUAAUCCAAUCAAUCAAUCCAAUUCUGUCAUUCCGCUCCAUUUACAAAAUGGAGCAUGUCGACAAUUGAAAAGAUAUUCUCCGCUUGAGUUAAAAAUGAUUCUUCGUGAUAAAUUAAUCGAAGAUGGCGUCGAUUUAACACGUCAGCCCUAUAAUGCUGAGCAUGUUAGGCAACAGCUACCCGUCAUAGUUUUAUCGGAUCCCAUGGAAAAUGAUAUCAAUUCAUUCUUGCUAUAA
Messenger RNA from Trichoplax adhaerens, 696 nucleotides. RefSeq lists its product as uncharacterized. The transcript has 2 exons. Gene Ontology annotation, molecular function: protein binding. The record is from RefSeq and is a predicted model, not a curated record. The coding region runs from base 1 to 696 and encodes 231 amino acids. NCBI's taxonomy places the organism in Eukaryota, Metazoa, Placozoa, Uniplacotomia, Trichoplacea, Trichoplacidae.